UUGUAACGGUCCUCUACCCUAAAAUCCCUUGUUGGGGCCCUGCAACCUUGAGCUUCCGACUGGCGACGCCUUCGGUCCCUCGAAGUGUCUGCAUUGGCGGCUGGUCGGCCUUCGGUGUGGAGUAAUUGACGCUUUCGAGAAUAUUAAAAUCAAUUUAGAGAAGAAAACUGAUCCAUAAUAACAAAAAUGUCUCGAAAAAUUUCAAAGGAGUCAAAAAAAGUGAACAUCUCUAGUUCUCUGGAAUCUGAAGAUAUUAGUUUAGAAACAACAGUUCCUACGGAUGAUAUUUCCUCAUCAGAAGAGCGAGAGGGUAAAGUCAAAAUCACCAGGCAGCUAAUUGAACGAAAAGAACUGCUUCAUAAUAUUCAGUUACUAAAAAUUGAGCUAUCCCAGAAAAAUAUGAUGAUCGACAAUUUGAAAGUAGAAUAUUUUACAAAGAUUGAAGAAUUGGAGGAGAAACUUAAUGAUGCACUUCACCAGAAGCAGCUGCUGUCAUUGAGAUUAGACAACCAAUUGACUUUUCAACAGAAAGAUGCCAGCAAAUAUCAAGAAUUAAUGAAACAAGAAAUGGAAACCAUUUUAUUGAGACAGAAACAACUAGAAGAGACUAAUCUUCAGCUAAGAGAAAAAGCUGGAGAUGUUCGUCGAAACCUGCGUGACUUUGAGUUGACAGAAGAGCAGUAUACUAAAUUAAAAGCUUUUCCUGAAGAUCAGCUUUCUAUUCCUGAAUAUGUAUCUGUUCGGUUCUAUGAACUAGUGAAUCCAUUAAAAAAGGAAAUCUGUGAACUGCAAGUGAAAAGGAACUUCCUAGCAGAAGAAUUGAGUACAAACAAAGACCAACUGAAGCAGCUGACAGAGACAUAUGAGGAAGAUCGAAAAAACUACUCAGAAGUUCAAAUUAGAUGUCAACGUUUGGCCUUAGAAUUAGCAGACACAAAACAGUUAAUUCAGCAAGGUGACUACCGUCAAGAGAACUAUGAUAAAGUCAAGAGUGAACGUGAUGCAUUUGAACAAGAAGUAAGUGAGCUUAGGAGAAAACAUGAAAUACUUGAAGCCUCUCACAUAAUUCAAACAAGAGAAAGAAGUGAAUUAUCAAAAGAGGUGGCCACCUUACAGCAGACUGUUACUUUACUGCAAAAGGAUAAAGAAUAUCUCAAUCGCCAAAACAUGGAGCUUAGUGUUCGCUGUGCCCAUGAAGAGGAUCGACUUGAAAGACUUCAGGCUCAACUUGAAGAAACCAAAAAGGCUAGAGAAGAGAUGUAUGAAAAAUAUGUAACAUCCAGAGACCAUUAUAAAACAGAAUAUGAAAAUAAACUACAUGAUGAACUAGAACAAAUCAGAUUGAAAACCAAUCAAGAAAUUGAUCAACUUCGAAAUGCUUCCAGGGAAAUGUAUGAACGAGAAAACAGAAAUCUCCGAGAAGCAAGGGAUAAUGCUGUGGCUGAAAAGGAACGAGCAGUGAUGGCUGAAAAGGAUGCUUUAGAAAAACACGAUCAGCUCUUCGACAGGUACAGAGAACUACAGCUUAGUACAGAAAACAAAGUAACAGAAUUUCUCCAUCAAAGUAAGUUAAAAUCUUUUGAAAGUGAGCGUGUUCAACUUCUACAAGAGGAAACGGCAAGAAAUCUCACACAGUGUCAAUUGGAAUGUGAAAAAUAUCAGAAAAAAUUGGAGGUUUUAACCAAAGAAUUUUAUAGUCUCCAGGCCUCUUCUGAAAAACGCAUUACUGAACUUCAAGCACAGAACUCAGAGCAUCAAGCAAGGCUAGACAUUUAUGAGAAAUUGGAAAAAGAACUUGAUGAAAUAAUAAUGCAGACUGCAGAAAUUGAAAAUGAGGAUGAGGCGGAAAGAGUUCUUUUUUCCUAUGGCUAUGGUGCUAAUGUUCCCACAACAGCCAAAAGACGACUGAAGCAAAGUGUUCACUUGGCAAGAAGAGUCCUUCAAUUAGAGAAGCAGAACUCGCUGAUUUUAAAAGACCUGGAACAUCGAAAGGACCAAGUGACACAGCUUUCACAAGAGAGACAGGGUUUCACCAUGUUGCUCAAGCCAGUUUUGAACUUCCGGGCUCAAGUGAUCCACCUGGGUACUGGAAUUAAAGAUGUGCCACUGCAUCCAGCCAAGAAGUUAAUAUUUUAAAACUUUUACAAGUUACUUAUCUUAUAAUAAAGGGAUUUUUAAAGACAUACAUUAAAUAAAGUUAAUAUAUGUCAUGUAUUCUUUAUUUUCUUAAGGAUCUGUUUAUAAUCUUUACAUUGUCUUUUAGUACUGUAACAUCAGGAGGAUCUUUAUUCUCAAAUUUCAAAAGACCAGAAAUAUUUCAUUUUACUGCAGUACCUGACACAUAGUUAAUGUUCAGGGUAGAAACAGUAGUGUGUUGGUAAUUGUUAACAACCAGGUUUCCAAGAGGGAUAUUAGGGACAGCUCGAUUUGCAGCAUGGACUUGUGUCUGUUGUAUUAUAAAUAUUCCCACCAUGGCUAACUUCAAACUGCCAACCUGAGGUUACUGAAGAUGGAGUAAAGAGUGUCAGCAGCAUACUAGUACUUAAUGUUUGCACCAUACAGAUACAACAAACGUGAGUAAACUCAAGCACGUAGAAAAUAGUAAAAUAAUUUUAAAUUGACAAAUUUGAUUAUUUUUACCUUUGUUUUUAGUAAAAUGUAUUUUACUAUAAAUAUAAGUAAUUUAGUUUUUAAUGGUAUUUGUUUGACAGCCAGCUCACAAAGUUCCUAAAAAUUCUCUAGAUUUAUUUGUGCUUCAUUCUUUUCAUUAAUUUCAUUAUGUGGAUGUACCACAGUUUGUUUAUCCAUUCACUUGUUGAUGGACAUUGGGAUCAUUUCCAGUUUUUAGCAUAAAGCUCAUAUGAACAUUCAUGUUCAAGUCUUUGUAUGAAAUAAUAGAGAACUCCUACAAGCUGCUGUAGCAAACUCCAGAACACCACUGGGUGAAAGAAAAGAUAAAUAAAUGAAUAACUAAAGAAACAAAUGAACCUCUGUUUGCUAAUAUACUGUAGACCCCUCAUGUUGGCUUUAAUUUCACAAUAAUUUUCAAAAAUAUUUUUUAAAAAAUAAAAUACGAAAAUACAUGCCUUCCUGAGCAUUUCAGUUAAUUGAAAUAAGAAUUUCUAGGGCUGGGCACGGUGCCUCAAGCCUGUAAUCCCAGCACUUUGGGAGGCCGAGGCGGGUGGAUCACAAGGUCAAGAAAUCAAGACGAUCCUGGUCAACAUGGUGAAACCCCGUCUCUACUAAAAAUACAAGAAAAAAUUAGCCAGGCAUGGUGGCGCGUGCCUGUAGUCCCAGCUACUUGGGAGGCUGAGGCAGGAGAAUUGUUUGAACUCAGCAAGUGGAGGUUGUGGUGAGCCGAGAUUGCGCCAUUGCACUCCAGCCUGGGUAAGAAGAGUGAAACUCCGUCUCAAAAAAAAAAAAGAAUUUCUAAAUGUGAGCUGGAUACAGUGGCUCAUGCCUAUAAUCCAGCACUUUUGAAGGCCAAGGUGGGAGGGUCUCAUGAGCUGAGGAGUUUGAGCCUGGGCUAAAAAUUCCUUUAUAUCUAAAAAUAAAGGUGCAGUGGCUCAUGCCUGUAAUCUCAGCCCUUUGGGAGGCCAAGGCAGGUGGAUCACUUGAGGUCAAGCAUUCGAGACCAGCCUGGCCAACAUGGUGGAACCCUGUCUCUACUAAGCAUACAGCAGUUAGCUGGGCAUGGUGGCAUAUGCCUGUAAUCCCAGCUACUUGGGAGGCUGAGGCAUGAGAAUCACUUGAGCCUGGGAGGCAGAGGUAUCAGUGAGCCCAGAUGGUGCCGUUGCACUCCAGCUGGGCAACAGAGGGAAACUCUGUCUCAAAAAAAGGAACAAAUUUCUAAAUGUGAACAAAUUUCUAUAAAUUGCUGGGAGAAAAUGUAAGAAACUAAGUGUUAAAUGCUCCUAUAAUUAAGUAUAAUUCACUUUGUAUAAAGUCAUUUUUAAAUAAGCAAUGGCUUAUAUUGAGAAAAAGACUCACAUGCUGAAAUAUUUAUGAUAUAAAAAGAUAUGGUACCUGGAAUUUGCUUUAAAAUAUUUCAUGAGAAAAGGAGGAAGGGCUCAAUAAAACAAGAAUCACAAAAUGUUAACGAAACUUUGAGCGAUGACGUUUACAUAUAGGUUUAGUACUCAGUUCUUCUGUAUUUUUGUGUAUGUUUGAAAACAUUUCAUAAGACAUUUGGAGAAAGAACCAGUAACCUUAUAUUAAAGGAUCUAUGCCAACCUCAGUAUAUAACUUUUCCCUUAAGAUUGAAAAUAAAGUAUUUAAUGUAUUCCAUGGAUCUUACUUUUUUCUGCUUCACAAAAAUUAUAUUGCUUACACUGAAAAUAAUUAUAUAAGCUAGCUGAAUGAUUAGUAUUAGUAUUAGAUUGCCAUUAUAACAAUAGACUAUUCAUAAUAGAUGGUGAAAUAAUAGAGAAAAUUCUCUCAGGAUCUCUAUUCUUUAUUUAUUUUAUUUUAUUUUUGAGACAGAGUCUUGUUGUCUCACCCAGGCUAGAGUGCAGUGUUCUUGGCUCACUGCAACCUCUGCCCCCGACUUUCAAGUGAUUCUCCUGUAUCAGCCUCCUGAGUAGCUGGUAUUACAGGUGCAUGCCACCACGCCGGGCUAAUUUUUUGUAUUUUUAGUGGAGACAGGGUUUCACCAUGUUGACUGGGCUGAUUCAGGAUCUCUAUUCUUUGGAUCAGGUUAAAUAUUUACAUCAGUUUGGCCUUUUUGAUAAUACAAAUAAAACACAAAUAACUAAUGUUAAAAUUAACAUUGAGCUAAAUGCUAUUCAGAUGAUAUCUGAGGUUAUACAUAAGUGAACUGACAAAAUGACAAUGCUAAGUAAUACCCAAAAUAAAAACAAAUAUUCCCCCUUUUAGCAGCUUUAUUGAGGUAUAAUUGAUAAUACAGUAACAUUUGGCACAUGAAUAUACCCAUGAAACUAUCACCAAAAUGAAGAUAAUGAAUACAUAUAUCUCCCCAAAAAUUUCCAUGUACGCCUUUGGAAUUCCUCCCUCCCAACUCUCCCAGUCUCAGUCCCUAAGCAACUACUGAUUUACUUUCAGUUACUAUAGAUUAGUUUGUAUUUUCUAGACUUUUAUAUAAGAGGAAUCUUACAGUAUAUAUAUACUUUUUAAUCUAUCUUCUUUCACUCUGCAUAAUUAUUUCAAGAUUUAUUUGUAGUUCUUUAUUUAUUUAUUUUAGAUGGAGUCUUGCUCUGUUGCCCAGGCUGGAGUGCAGUGGUGUGAUCUCGGCUCACUGCAACCUCCACCUCCCAGGUUCAAACAAUUCUCCUUCUUCAGCCUCCCAAGUAGCUAAUUUUUUUGUAUUUUUAGUAGAGACGGGGUUUCACCAUGUUAUCCAGGAUCUUCUCGAUCUCCUGACCAUGUUUAUUCACACACCUUGGCCUCCCAAAGUGCUGGGCUUACAGGCGUGAGCCACUGUGCCCAGCCUAUUUGUAGUUCAUUUUUUUCAUUACUGAGUAACAUUUCAUUGUGUGGGUGUGUCAGUUUGUUUAUCCAUUCACUUGUUGAUGGACAUUGGGAUCAUUUCCAGUUUUUGGAGUAAAGCUCAUAUGAACAUUCACAUACAAGUCUCUGUAUGGACAUACACUUUGAUUCCUCUUGGGUAAAUAUCUAGGAGUAGACUACCUGGAUCUUAUGGUAGGUGUCUAUUUGACAUCUUAAGAAACUGCAAAACUGUUUUCCCAGAUGUUUGUACCAUUUUACAUUUCCACCAAUAAUGUAUGAAAGUUCCAGUUUUUCUACAUCCUUGCCUUGAUGUGGUUAGUUUUUUUAUCCACUAUGGUGGGUGUGUAGUGGCAUAUCAGUGUGGUUUUAAUUUGCAUUUCCCUAGUGACUAAUGAUGUUGAGGAUCUUCUCAUUUGAGCUUUGCCCUCUGUUUAUUUUCUUGGAGAGGUGUCUCCUCACAUUUUGUGUCUGUUUUAUCAGAUUGUUUGUCCUCUUAUUCUUAAGUUUUGAGCAUUAUUUAUAUAUUCUAAAUACAAGUUCUUUAUCAGCUAAAUGAUUUGCAAAUAUUUUCUCCUAGCCUGUGGCUUACUGUUGCACCUCUUAAUGGUGUGUUUUUAUUUUUACUUCUUUAUUAUUAUUUAUUUUUAGAGACUGAGUCUUGCUCUGUUGCCCAGGCUGGAGUGCAGUGGUAUGAUCAUAGCUCAUUGCAUCCUCAAACUCUUGAGCUCGAGAGCCUCAAACUCUUACUAGGACUACAGUUACCAGCAACCACACCUAGCUAAUUUUUUUUAUUUUUUGUAGAGACGAGAUCUUGCUAUGUUGCUCAGAUUGUCUCGAACUCCUGGGCUCAAGUGAUCAUCCCACCUUGGCCUCUCAAAUGCUGGGAUUACAGGUGUGAGCCAUCACAACCAGACAACAGUGUCUUUUGAAGAGAUGCUUUUAUCCAAUACAGUUCAUCACUUUGUUUUUUUUUAUGAAUUGUGUUUUUGGUGUUCUAUUAAAAAAUCUUUGCCUAGCCUAGGGUCAUAAGGGGUUUUGUGUGUGUUUUCUUCUAGAUGUUUUAUAGUUUUAUAUCUGUGAUCCAUUGUUAAAUUUUUGUAUCAAGUAGAAGGUAUAGAUUGAAAUUUUUAUUUGCAUACUUGAAACUCAACUGUUCUAGCAUCAUUUGUUGAAAAAAACCUUUGUUGAAAAUCAGUUAAUCAUUUAUUUGUGAGACUGUUCUGUUUCACUCAUCUCUCUUUAUGUCAAUACUACAUUAUGUCGAUUGCUGUAGCUUUAUAAUAUCUGGACAUCAGACAGUAUUGGUCUUCCAAUACUGUUCAUUUUAAAAAUUGUUUGGCUGUUUUUUCUUUGUAUUUUUAUAUGAAUUCUAUCAUCAGUUCAUUCAUUUUUUUCAAAAACUAGUUGUGAUUUUGGUUGAUAUUACAUUGAAUACAUAGAUGAAGCAGAGAAAACUGACUUCUUAAUAUUGACUAUUCUGACUCAUGAACACACUGCAUCUUUAUGCUUAUUUAGGUCUUCUUUAAUUUCUCUUAAUACUAUUAUUUUUUAGUUUUCACUCUAAAACUAAAAGCUGUCAACUGUUUGACAUCUUUAUUGUCAAACUUUUACAGUGAAAACUACAAAACAGUAGUAUUAGCAGGGUGCAUGUUUUUCCAUCCUUCUUCUUUUAACCAGUCUGACAUAAUAUGAUUUGCAGUUGGAGAUUUUUUUAGAACACUUAACAGCUGGUAUAUUUAUCGAUAGAGUUAUAUUUAAGGUUUUCAUCUUGCUGUUGUUUUCUAUUUGGCCCAUCUACUUUUUGUUCACUUUUUUUUUCCUUGUCUUCUUUUGGACUAAUUGAAUUUUUUUAUCAUUUUAUUAUAUCUUGUUGCUGCUUAUUGGCUAUAACUUUAUCUUGUUAUUUCAAUGUUGCUUUAGAUUAUAGUAUAUAUCUUUAACCACCAUUUAGUUCCAAGUAAGUGAUGUUUAGUAAAAUAUAUGGCAUACAAACCUUAAACAGUAUAUUUAAAUUUGUUUCUCCAGCCUUUGUGUUCUUGCUGUUAUACAUUUUAUUUAUACAUGUAUGAACUCCCAUGCUACAUUGCUGCUAUUAUUACUUAAACAGUGAUAUCAGGCCAGGCACUGUGGCUCACGCCUGUAAUCCUAACACUUUGACAGCCUGAAGUGAGUGGAUCACCUGAGGUCAGGAGUUCGAGACCAGCCUGGCCAACAUGGGAAAACCCUAUCUUUACUAAAAAUAUAUAAAUUAGCUGUGCCUGGUGGCAGGUGCCUGUAAUCCCAGCUAUUCUGGAGGCUGAGGGCAGGAGAAUAUCUUGAACCUGGAGGAGGGAGGUUGUAGUGAGCCGAGAUUACGCCACGUCACUCCAGCCUGGGCAAAAGAGUGAAACUCUGUCUCAAAACAAUAAAUUAAAAUAAAUAGUGAUAAUCCUAUAAAGAGAUACGGUAAUAUGAAGGAAAUAUGUUAAAUUUAGCUAGUUACCGUACCUUGUGCUCUUUAUUCCUUUUAGUCAGUCUGAAUUUCAAUCUGAUAUCUAUUCUUUCUGGAUGAUGCACUUCCUUUAACGAUUUUUGUUGAGCAGGUCUAUGGUGAUAAAUUCUUUCUGUUUCUGUAUAUAGCAGGAAGUUGCUAUUUUAUAUAUUUUUGGUUUUUUGUUUUUACAUUUCUGACUAUUUUUGACAAAAGUCUAGAUUAAAAUACAAUUUUCACAGAUAAGCUAUAAAGCCAAAUUAACUGAAAGUAGGCAUUGAAGGGUUUACUUUUUUAUUGUGGUAAAAUUCAGAUCACAAAAUUCACCAUUUUAACAAUUCUAAAGUGUGCAAUUUAGUGGCUUAUGGUGUGUUUACAUUGUUUCAUGUACAUCACCACUAUCUAAAGAACAUUUUAUCACCUGGGAAGGAAACCUUGUACCCGUUAAGCAGUCACUCCCCAUUCCCCACUCCACCUCAGUCCGCCAGCAAGCAAUAAUGUGCCCUUUCUCUCUACGGAUUUGUGUAUUCUGGAUAUUUUAUAUAAAUGAAAUCAUCUAAUAUUUGGCCUUUUGUGUCUGGCUGCUGUCACUUAGCAUAAUGUUUUCAAGGUUCAUUCAUAUUUUACCAUCUAUCAGUGCUCAAUUCCUUUUUUUGACUGAAUAAUAUUCCAUUGUACAGAAUAAUUACAUUUUGUUUAUUCAUCAGUUAAUGGAUUUUUGUCUGUUGUGAAUAGUACUGCUAUGAACAUUUUGUGUUCAAAUUUUUUGUGUGAACACUUGUUUUCAAUUCUUGUUGAGUGGAAUUCCAGAUGAAAUGGUAAUUAUAUGAUUCACUUUUAAAGAAACUGCAAAACUUUUUCAUAGUGACUAUACCAUUUUACAUUCUCACCAGCCAUGUCAAGGGUUCUGAUAUUUACAUAUCUUGCCAGUGCUUAUUUUUCAUUUUUUUAACUCUAGCCAUCUUGGUGAUUACAAAGUGGUAUCUUACGAUUUUGCUUUGCAUUGCCCUAAUUAGACUAAUGAUGUUAACCAUUAUUUGGGGUUCUUAUUGGCCAUUUAUAUAUAUUCUUUGGAAAAGUGUCUAUUCAAGUCAUUUGCCCACUUUUGAAUUGGGUUGUCUUUCUGUUGUUGAGUUGUAAGAGUUCUUAAUGUUUUCUGGACACAAGACUUUAUCAAAUAUAUCAUUUGCAAAUAUUUUCUCCCAUUCUGUGUGAAUUGUCUUUCCCGCACUUCUUAGUGUUCUUUGAGGCACGAAAGUCUUUAAUUUUUAUAAAGUCCACUUUGUCUUAUGUGUCUUGUGCUUCACCUUUGGUUUCAUGGGAUUUUUAUUGAGGUGAAAUUAACAUGACAUAAAAUUAACCAUUUUAAAGUAAACUAUUUAAUAUUCAUUCACAUUGUUGUACGUUCACUAUGUAGUCCUAAAACAUUUUCAUCACCCCAGAAUAAAAUUUUGUAUCCAUUGAGCCCUUAAUCCCCACUCCUUUUUGCUCCCACCCUGUGACAUCUGCCAACCACUUUAUUUCUGUGGAUUUACCUCAUCUGGAUAUGUUUCAUAUAAAUGGAAUUAUACAAUAUGUGACCUUUUGUGCCUGGUUUCUUUCACUGAGCAUACGAUUUUUGAUGUUCAUCCAUAUUGUAGCAUGUUUCUAGUACUUUAUUUCUUCUUAUGGCUGAAUAAUAUUCUGUUGUGUAUAUUUACCUUAAUUUGUUUAUUCAUUCAUCCUUUGAUGACCAUUUAGGUUAUUUCCACCUUUUGACUAUUGUAAAAGUGCUGCUAUAAACACACAAAUACAAGCAAAUGUGUGAGUGCCUGUUUUCAAUUAUUUUAAGUGUUUACCUGGGAAUGGAUUUGCUGGGUUCACCUUUGUUUUUUAGAAAGAUACUAUCCCUGGGUAAGGAAUCUGAGGUUGACUUUUCUCUCUGUCUCUCUCUUUUUUAGUAGUUGAAAGAUGUUGCUUCAUUCCCUUCUAGUUUGUGUUGUUUCUGCCAAGAGAUUGCUGUCAUCCUUACCUUUGUUCCUCUCUAGGUAAUAUGUAUUUCUUUAGCUGCUUUUAAGAAAUUUUUCAUCACUGGCUUUAAGCAAUUUGAUUAUCAUUUGGCUUGCUGCAGUUUGCUUCAUGUUUCCUGGGCUUGGAUUUUGUUGAGCAGCUUAUAUAUGUGAGUUUAUGAAAUUUAUAAAUUUCUUAAAAUUCUUAAAUCCUGCUUCUAUCCUCUCACCUUCCUUAGGGGGCUCCAAUUAGACAUGUAUUAGGCUGCUUAAAGUUAUUCUACAACAGAACAAACGAUGUUCUCUUUAGUUUUUUUCAGUCUUUUUUCUGCAUUUCUUUUGGAUAGUUUUUUUUUUACUAUGUCUUCCAGUUCACUAAUCUUUUCUUCACUACUGUAUAAUCUGCUUUCAGUUCAAUCCAGCUUUUAUCUCAAAUAUUGUAGUUUUCAUUUCUAGAAGUUCAAAUUGGGUCAUCUUUGUGUCUUUUGGGUCUCUCUUUAACAUUCUCAAAGUUUAUUUUCUGGAACAUGUGAAAUAUAAUUUCAAUAACUUUUUUAUAUUCUUGUCUACUAAUUCUAUUAUUCUAUUUGUCAUUUCAUGGCUGGCUUCAAUAAAGUCAAUUUAUCUCAUUAUAUAUCACAUUGUUCUGCUUCUUUGCAUAUGUAGUAAUUAUUUACUAGAUGCCAGACAUUGUAAAUUUUACCUUGGUGUUAGAUAUUUUAUAUGCCUAUACAUUUUUGUUAGCUUUGUUCUGGAACAUAGUUUUCUUAGAAAUAGUUUGAUCCUUCUAGAUCUUGCUUUUAGGGUUUUUUUUCUUUUUUCUUUUUUUUUUGUGCCGAGAUGGAGUCUUGCUCUGUCACCCAGCCUAGAGUACAGUGGUACAAUCUCAGCUCACUGCAACCUCCACCUCCCAGGUUCAAGCAAUUCUCCUGCCUCAGCCUCCCGAGUAGCUGGGAUUACAGGUACAACACCACCAUGCCCAGCCAAGUUUUGUGUUCGUAGUAGAGACAAAGUUUCACCAUGUUGACCAGGCUGGUCUCAAACUCUCGACCUUGUUUUCUGCCCGCCUCGGCCUCCCAAAGUGCUGGGACUACAGGCAUGAGCCACCACACCCCAAGCUGCUUUUAAGUUUCUUUAGACAGAGAAGGGUUUAUCGUAAGGCCAAUUUCUCCCCCAUUACUAUGACAAAACUCUUUCAAAAUCCAUGCCAUGUAAAUUAUGAGAUUUUCUACUUUAGCUGAUUGAAAUAAGCACUAUACCUUGCCCAUGUUCACUUCAGAAUUGUUCCCUUGAAUCUUGUUGGUAGUUCUGUCUCCUGUCCUUAUGCAUAUGCACUGUUCUGUGCCAGGUGGAUACUUAAGGGGGACUAUCUGUAACAGUUCUGUCUCUUUGCAUCUCUCUUUUCUUUAGUACUCUCCCAUAUGAACUGUAACCACCUUGGUUUUUACUUCUAUCAGUAGCUCCUUAACCCAGGGAGUUUGAUGGGCUCUGCCUUAAUUCUCGUUCCUGGCACCACAGCUUGGAAGCUGUCUCUAGGCAAUAAACUAAGACAGUGAUACAGUUUACCUUGUUUGUUUCCUGUGUGUCAGGGAUCACUGUCUUUCACUGCAUAAUGUCCCAUGUCUUUUGACCAUUGCUUCAUUAGUUGGUCCAAAAUAAAAGAGAAAAAAAGUAAUUCUUUUUUGUGUACUGUGUAUACCUACUAAUUCUCAAGAAAUCACCACUUACAGUUAAGAAUCAAGUGUUGGUAUGGAGUUUGUUAAACAGUAGAAAAUUCAGAAUCAUAAAUCAUGCCGCAUUCCCACCAACAAUUGGUCUUUCUUAGCUGCCUUAAACCUUGAUAUUUGCUCUCCUUCUAGUUAUUCAGUAAAUACUUAUCAAAUUCCCACUGUAUUCAACCACUGAUGACAAAAUAGACAUGACUUUUCACUCCUAACAUAACUAACCUUAUUCACAAAGGCCUUAUUUUCUACUGUAAGCACUCAGAGAUUUAUCUUUUACAACUAACUUAAUUUAGGAAGCUCAUCCAGAAAAUGGGACAUGAACAAUCAUCAGUGACCAUAGCUACCUGGAAUUUUGUACCUAGGCAGCAUUGCUAGAUUUGAAAGACGCUUCAAGAUACAUAGGCAAAAUAAAGUAGACUAACUUUGAAAUAAAUUUAUACUGUAUUGAUUGUUUUUCAAAAAAACAAAUUGCAGAAUAAUUUCUAUUUCUCUGGGUUUUAACGUGUGUGUGUGUGUGUGUGUAUGUGUGUGUGUGUACACAGCAUAUACAGAGAGGAUGGGAUUGUGUUUCUUUUUAAACAGAGAAAAAUGAAAAACUCUGAAAAUAUGUCAUGCAAAGAGGACACAAACACCACUAGUCAUGCAUUAACAAUAUAAAAUAAGCUUUAUUGUUGUAAAGUAAGUACUUGAAGGGAUAAAACAUUUAUCUCUGCCCUUUGAGUUGUCUGAUCCAUUCUUCUGCCUCUGACAACUGCUGUGAGUGUUCUUCCAGCAUCCCCAGUGAGCCCAGUCUCUUGGAGUCUGUGGCACAUACAACUCAUAGGACCACACCUCAACAUUUUUAAGGAGAAGACUCGUGUACCUACCACAUGGUCCUAAAAGAACUAGAUCUAAUUAAAGUUCAAAGUCAACCAUAUUUCUAAGACUUCAAUGCCAUUGAAAAACAAAACAAAAAUCCUCCACUAUUUUAUGUACCACUAAGAGGAAUUCCUUAAGAGGAAGAGUGGAGGAUGCUGCUAAUUAAACUAUGAUACAAGGCUUUAUUAUCACUUGAAUUUUUUCAUUUAGACAUACUUUCUUUUAGAGUUUAGGCAGUGAUUUUUAUCAUACAUUGCACAACUCUGUUUCUGUGUUUUUCUUCUGUUUCGAUGAUGAAUCCAUUGUGAUCUUUUUAGCAACUUAAAUGACAGUUGUACUCAACCUGUGAAGGACUAGCCAUACUCAAAACUCAGUUGAAAUAGUAAUAUGAACAGCCAAGACUAAUUUUUUCGUGCAUGGUCUUUAUCAACAGCCACUAUCAGAUGUAUCCUAUUUUCAUAGGAGAGAUUACAAGUAGUAUGAUUUAUAGGGUCCCUUUGCCUUUCAAAAUGUUUAUCUGUUUGUUGGUAUUAAAAAUCCUUUAGUAGGCCGAGUGCAGUGGCUCACACCUAUUAUCCCAGCACUUUGGGAGACCAAGGCAGAUAAAUCACAAGGCCAGGAAUUCAAGACCUGCCUAGCCAACAUGGUGAAACCGCAUUUCCACUAAAAAUACAAAAAUUAUCUGGUUGUGAUGGUGUGUACCUGUAGCCCCAGCUACUUGGGAGGCUGAGGCAAGAGAAUCUCUUGAGCCUGGGAAGUGGAGGGUGCAGUGAGCCAAGAUUGUGCCACUGCACUCUAGCCCAAGUGACAGAGCAAGACUCUGUAUCAAAAAAAGAAGAAAAUCCUUUAGUAGACAACAGUGGCAUUUAUUUCAUUACUAGAAACACAAGGCUUAAAAAAUAACACUUAGAUGAGAAACUACAUUGCCUGAUUUUUUUUAAAUUUAGCAAGUAAACUUUAAAUUCAUCAGUCCAUCAAAAUUCUUUCUCUUACUGGAAUAAUGAUCACCAUAGCCUGGGAAGGUAAAGAUGGGGAAUGAAGAGAGGGUGGUUAAUGGGUACAAACUUGAAGUUAGAUAGAAGGAAUAAGUUAGUAGUAUUUAACUGCAAAAUAGGAUGACUAUAGUUAACAAUAAUUUAUUGCAUAUUUCAAAAUAGCUAGAUUCUAGAUGUUUCUAAUACAAAGAAAUGACAAAUGUUUAAAGUUAUUGAUGUCCUAAAUAUCCCUAUUUGAUUAUUACAUAUUAUAUGCAUGUAUCAAGGUAUCACAUAUACUCUAUACAUAUAUACAAUUAUGUAUCCAUUUAAAAAUUAAUAAUUUUUUAAAAGUCAUUCCCCAUCCAAAACUGUCUUCUGUGCUGUCAAUCAUGACUUACUUUUAAAUGCCCAUUGCCUACAAGACAAUGUCCAGAUUCUUUAACAUGGUGUAGAUGGCCAGUGUGAUUCUAAUCUACUUCUUAUCCUCAUGUUCUGUCAUCUCCCCUCUCCCCAAAUCUUCACUGGCUGUCCCCUCCCACCACUUUGUUACCUUGGAACUUUUCAGUCUCCUUUGUUGACUUCUUUUUCUCUGGCUGUGUCUUCAGUGUUGACAUGCCCCAGGGCUCUAUCUUGUUUGUUUAGGGGAAAAGGGGGGAAAAGCCAAGAAUUUUCAAGUUAGAAAGACUGGUUAUAUGACUUCAGGCAAGUCAUCUUCUGUAAGCCUCAUUUUUCCGAAGUAUAAGGUAGAAAUAAAAAUAAUACUGUAUUGCAUGUUUGCCCCAAAAUGAGAGAGGGUUCAUUCUAAGAUAAGCACUUAGCACACUAACUGGCAUAUGUUAAUCACUCGGUAAAUGUAGGAUCUUAUUUCUGUUAUAGGGUUUCAUUUAUUUUCCUCUUGCUAGCCAUUGUAUUAAUAAAGUAAGUAUUUUUCUAGUAAAUCUGGCAAUUUUUAAAGGAAAUAGUAGUUUCAAAAUUUGAGUAAAUAGUGAUUAUUUUGCCUAUAUAGAAGUUUUAAGAAUAAGCCUGGCAUGGUGGCUCGUGCCUAUAAUCCUAGCACUUUGGGAGGCUGAGAUCAGGAGUUCAAGACCAACCUGGCCAACAUGGUGAAACCUUGUCUCUACUAAAAAUACAAAUAGUAAUCAGGCGUGGUGGUGGGCGCCUGUAAUCUCAGCUACUUGGGAGACUGAGGCAGGGAGAAUUGCUUGAACCCAGGAGGCAGAGGCUGCAGUUAGCCAAGAUCCCACCACUGGAGCAUUCCGGCCUAGGUGACAGAGCAAGACUCUGUCUCAAAAAAAAAAAAGGAAGUAUUCAGAAUAAACAAUAAAAUAUAUUUUAACACAAUAGCAACAUUUUUAAAUGGUAAUUUAAAUAAUUUCUGUGAAGAGGUAUGUGGUACUAAAACCUCAAUUCUGAAGAAUAAUCAACUGCUCUUAUCAAAUGUAAAAGUGUAUUUAAUUGCAUAUAUAGUAAGCAUUUUAGGAGAAAUGUGGAAAAGCUGCAUUUUUGUUUUAUUUAUUGUUUAAUUAAGACAAGUAUUCCUCUGUGAAUACCAUAUUAUAGUGAAUGUUCUUUCUUUUUAAUUUCAACUUUUAUUUUAGAUUCAGGGGUACAUGGGCACGUUUAUUAUCUGGUUUUGUUUGUUUGUUUGUUUGUUUGUUUGUUUGUUUGUUUAUUUCUGAGACAGAGUCUUACUCUGUUGCCCAGGCUGGAGUACAGUGGCACGAUCUUGGCUCACUGCAACCUCUGCCACCCGAGUUCAAGCAAUUCUCCUGCCUCAGCCUCCCAAAUAGCUGGGAUUACAGGCUCCUGCCACUGUGCCCAGCAUUUAUCUGAGUAUAUUAUGUGAUGGAAAGGUUUAGAGUUUAAUACUGUCACUCAGGUAGUGAGCAUAGUAUCCAACAGCUAGUUUUUCAACCCUUGGUUCCCUCUCCCUCACGCCACUGCUAGUUCCCAGGAUCUGUUGUUCCCAUCUUUAUGUCCAUUUAUAGCCAAUGUUUAGUUCCCACUUAUAAGUAAAAAUAUGGAGUAUUUGGUUUUCUGUUUCUGCAUUAAUUCACUUAGGGUAGUAGCCUCCAGCUGCAUUCAUAUUGCUCCAAAGGACACAAUUUCAUUCUUUUUUAUUGCUGCAUAAUAUUCCAUGGUGUAUAUCUAUGACAAUUUCUUUAUUUAAUCCACUGUUUAUGGGCACAUAGGUUGAUUCCAUGUCUUUGUUAUUGUAAAUAGUGCUGUGAUGAACAUAUAAGUGCAUGUGUCUGAUAGAAUUAUUUAUUUUCCUUUGGGUAUGUACCCAGUAAUGGGAUAGCUAAGUUGAAUGGUAGCUGUAUUUUAAGUUCUUUGAAAAAUCUCCAAACUUCUUUCCACAAUGGCUGAACUAACUUACAUUCCUACCAACAAUAUACAAGCAUUCCCUUUUCUCCUCAGCCUCCCCACUUUUGACUUUUUAAUAAAACCUAUUCUGACUGAUGUGAGAUGGUAUCUCAUUGUAGUUUUGAUAUGCAUUUUUCUGAUGAUUAGUGAUGAUCAGCAUUUUCUGAAAAAUGUUUUCUUUUAAAACAAAGAGAAGCUUCAAAUUAACCUGAAUUGUUAUAUUCAAAUUAGAGAAUAUGAAUUACUGAUAAAAUGAAUUUGUUGAAAGUUAAGCAAUAAUAAUAUGUAAGACAAAAAUGAAUAUAAACAUAUUAUUUAAGAGUAAUUAUAGUCUAUUAUCAAUUUUCAGUAAAUAUUAUAACAAAAAUAAUCAUGAAUAUAUAUGUGUGUGUGUGUAUGUAUAUAUGUGAAUACCUAGUAAUUUUGAGAGCUUACUUAAUGCCAGUCAUAGCACUUUAGAAACCACAGAAGUACUUCUUGGGCUAACUGGACUUCCAGAACACAAAACCCCUGAGUUGGCCAGUGUGUCCACACUUCUUGAGGCCUGAGAAGAGCUCUCCAACUGACUGAGCUUCCAUUAAGUUGGCAGGUGUAUCAGUCCAUUCUCACACUGCUAAUAAAGACAUACCUGACACUGGGUACAAUCAAUAAAGGAAAGAGGUUUAAAUGACUCACAGUUCUGCAGGGAUGAGGAGGCCUCAGGAAACUUACAGUCAUGGCAAAAGGGGAAGCCAACACAUCCUUCUUCACAUGGCAGAAGCAAGAAGUGCCAACCAAAGGAGAAAAAGCCCCUUACAAGACCAUCAGACCUUAUGAGAACUCACUCACUAUCAUGAGAACAGCAUGAGGGUAACUGUUUCCAUGAUUAAUUA
Messenger RNA from Callithrix jacchus (white-tufted-ear marmoset), 16722 nucleotides. The record is from RefSeq and is a predicted model, not a curated record. Lineage: Eukaryota; Metazoa; Chordata; Mammalia; Primates; Cebidae.